This is a messenger RNA of Pipistrellus kuhlii (Kuhl's pipistrelle), 822 nucleotides long. RefSeq names its product apolipoprotein A1 (gene APOA1). The transcript has 4 exons. Lineage: Eukaryota; Metazoa; Chordata; Mammalia; Chiroptera; Vespertilionidae. Gene Ontology annotation, molecular function: high-density lipoprotein particle receptor binding. The record is from RefSeq and is a predicted model, not a curated record. Bases 109 to 822 code for a protein of 237 amino acids.
CGCUGAGCACUCACCCAGGUACGCCGCUGCCUCUGCCGGCUCCUUUGGCCCCCAGCUCUGAGCUCGGGCUCUGGGCUCUGGGCUCCAGGCUCUUCCAGGUCGCCCAAGAUGAAGGCCGUGGUGCUCACCUUGGCCGUGCUCUUCCUCACAGGGGGCCAGGCUCGGCACACCUUGCAGCAGGACGACCCCCAGACCCAAUGGGAUAGAGUGAGGGAAGCAGCCAGCGUGUAUACGGACAUGUUGAAAGAAGGUGGCAAGGAGCUCGUGUCCAGGAUCGAAGCCUGCGAACUGGCAAAAAAGAUGAACCUGAAAAUCAUGGACAACUUGGACACCCUGGGUGACAAUAUCACCAAACUGCGCGAUCAGCUCUCCCAGAUGAUGACCCAGGAGUACUGGAACAGCCUGCUGACCCAGGAUAUGAACAAGGACCUGGAGCAGGCGAAGGAGAGGGUGACGUUCUACCUGCAGCAGCUGAGGGAGAAGCUGGGCUCGAAGUUGCGGGAGGGCGCGAGCAUGUCCGUGGAGAAGCUGCUGGAGCGCUACGGCGACCAGAUGCCCAAGGACCUGGCCACACAGCUGCAGGCGCUGCAGGAGGGCCGAGUGAAUCUGAGCGAUCUGCGGGUCCAGGCGGGCAAGAAGCUGAGCGAGAUGCACAAGAAGGCGGGCGAGAAGCUGCGUGAGCUGCAGGUCAAGCUGUGGGAGAAGCUGAGCAAGCUGAGCGAGAACCAGGAGCCGCUGGGGGGCCUGCUGGAGGACCUGCGCUCGGGAAUGCUGCCCGUGUUGGGGAGCCUCCUGCUCCCCGAGGAGGGGGCCGGCCAGUGA